Dufourea novaeangliae is the source of this 2744-nucleotide messenger RNA. RefSeq names its product WD repeat-containing protein mio-B (gene mio). Bases 95 to 2671 code for a protein of 858 amino acids. Gene Ontology annotation, molecular function: protein binding. The transcript has 16 exons. The record is from RefSeq and is a predicted model, not a curated record. Gene Ontology annotation, biological process: positive regulation of TORC1 signaling; cellular response to amino acid starvation. Lineage: Eukaryota; Metazoa; Arthropoda; Insecta; Hymenoptera; Halictidae. Gene Ontology annotation, cellular component: cytoplasm.
AAUUUAAAUGGAAUCUUUCAAUGAAUGACGGAGUUUAUUCGAGAUUAAGAUGCAUUUUGUUCACGUUAAUAAAGCUGUAUAAAGCUAUAACAAAAUGAGUAGUAUGAAACUUGAUGUACAGUGGUCCCCUAUUCAUGCAAACAAAUUCAUUACCUGGGGUACAGAGAUCUGUCUGUAUGAAGUUACACAAGUAAAAGACAAUAUAAGGCAAUUAUAUACAAAGAUCUCUGACUCUACCGUAGCUCAUUUACUUGCUACAAAUACCAAUCAUCAUUAUGUUAAAUGUAUCGAUAUAUAUCCACAACCAGAGCCUGAUAUUCUGUUAGCAGUUGGACAAGCAAAUGGAAAAGUUGCAUUAACUACUUUCGGUCCAACAGUGUUUGAUUCACAAGGUCUUACUGGAAAAGAAUUAGUUCCAAAACAUGCAAGACAAUGCAAUACCGUUGCUUGGAAUCCCAUAGAUACAAACUUAAUUGUAUCUGGUUUAGACAAACAUAAUAAAGAACAUUCCAUUUUAUUAUGGGAUGUAAAUAGAGGAGCGCAAGGCACUGAAAGAGUGCAUCAUCAUACCACAGUACAAACAGAUUCCAUAAGACCUAUUGCUGAAGUUUCUGUUUCUGAAACUGUACAUUCUGCUGCUUGGUUCAAACACGAACAGAAAUGUCUGGUAGUUGGUGCAAACAAUAAACAAUUGAAAAUUAUUGACUUCAGAGAUUCUGCAAAGGUAAUAAAUACUGCAGCCACCAAAUCAGUGUACAAUGUAUCUGUCAAUCCGCACAAUAAUUAUCAUUUAGUCUCGAGUGUAGAUAAUCAAAUAACAAUUUGGGAUACAAGAUGCUUUGAAAAGCCUGUUUUGACUUUGUCUCAAGCCAGACAAGUUACUAAAGUUUUAUGGUGUCCAACCAGGCACAAUCUUUUGGGAGCUCUACAAAAAGAUUCGGUGACAUUGCAUUUAUACGACAUUCAGCACUGUGGGAUUGGCGGAGGAGAAGAUACCGAACCUGGGGCUUUAGAAAGGACUGUUGCACCACCAUGGCACAAUCCAAUAAGUUUUUCAUGGCACCCGUCACAUGUAAAUAGACUACUGGCAAUAUCGCAGCAAGGACUUACAGAUUAUACAGUUUGUGAGAGGAUUACAGUAAACUGGUCCACCAGAUCUCAUCUCGCAUGGAAUCAUGCCUCUAAGUCAUUUAAAUACAUAUGCAAUAACGAUAGCAUUUACAAAGCUCUGGACGAUAUUUCUAUUUUGACUAAGACACGUGCAACUUCGGAAUACGGAUUACUUCCAGAACUGGCUCAGAAUGGCGAACUGGCCGAGAAUGAUACCUUAAAGAACCUGUGGCAGUGGUUGUACCUGAGUCGUUAUUUGGUUGAAGAUGGAACUAUAUCUAGUCCAGAUAAUAAACAUCCAGGUGUCAGAACAGUUUUAAAAGUAGAUGGCCAACAGGGAAGUAAUGGUUUUCUGAAGUCAGAAUUGAUUCAUCGUCCUUGGUCGGAUAUAGGAUCAAAUCACACUGCAAAAAUUUACAGGUCUCCAGAUAGAGAUAAAGGUUUGCUUUUAUGUGGCUGGAGAUUCGACAAGGAUACCAAUACUCUGUACGAUAACUUGUUCCUAGAACGAUUGGAAAGAGAUGGAGCGUACCCAAGAGCAGCUGCAAUAGCGGUGUUUAAUUUAUGUUUGCGACAAGCGAUAGAAAUUUUGAAUCGAGGUGCCAAUAAAAUGUCAAUGUCAGCGAAUCUGAACAUUGUUGCCAUGGCUUUAUCAGGGUUUUCUGAAGAUAGAAAUAGUAUGUGGAGAGAAUCAUGCUUGAAAUGUCGGUCCCAACUUUCAGAUCCUUAUUUAAGAGCAACCUUUGCGUUUCUGACGGCGGAUGAUUCUUACGAAAAUGUUUUAAAUGAAAAUGGUAUGGCAGUCGAGGACAGAGUAGCGUUCGCGCUGAUGUUUCUAUCGGAUAAUAAGUUGAACGAAUAUUUGAAACGAUUCACUCAAAAAUUAACAGACGAGGGUAACUUAUCUGGUUUCCUUUUAACAGGUGCAAGUUUAGAAGGUAUACAGUUAUUAAAUCGGUAUUUAGAAAUUACCGGAGAUGUUCAAAGUUGCAGUCUGCUAGCUAUCAGAGCAUUCACACCAAAAUUACUCCAAGAGAAUCAAGUCCAAGUAUGGAUCACUAGUUAUAGAAAUCUUUUGAACGCGUGGAAAAUGUGGACUCAAAGAGCACAUUUCGAUAUUGCAAUGCGAUCGUCGACAAACGAGAAACCUCCUCAACAAAUAUAUGUGUCUUGUAAUUUUUGUGGCAAAAGUAUAUCCGCAUUUAUGCAGGGUCUAAGUAGAGCACGGGGACCUUUUGGUAGAUUAGGAAGUACGCCCAACAAAUUGAAGAUGUCUUCGUGUCCAAAUUGCCGAAAACCGUUGCCAAGAUGUGCAAUAUGUUUGAUGCAUAUGGGUACUGUAAGCGGAUUACAAAUGACAACAUCCGGUGUAAAUAGAAACGAAGAAGGCGACAACAAAUUAACAGAAUUUAAUAACUGGUUCACAUGGUGUCAGUCAUGCAGACACGGUGGUCACGCCGAUCACAUUACACAUUGGUUUCGGCAACAUUCUGAGUGUCCAGUAACAUCGUGUACUUGUAGAUGUUUUUCCUUGGAUGCAUCAUGUAAAAUAGGAUUUUAGGAUAUCGUAUUGUACGUUUAAUAAGUUGACCGUAAUGUAAAAAUAAUACAAGGAUCGUCAAUUUCUGUGCAAC